Xiphias gladius (swordfish) is the source of this 1822-nucleotide messenger RNA. RefSeq names its product transmembrane protein 11 (gene tmem11). Gene Ontology annotation, biological process: inner mitochondrial membrane organization. The record is from RefSeq and is a predicted model, not a curated record. The transcript has 3 exons. Bases 257 to 820 code for a protein of 187 amino acids. Lineage: Eukaryota; Metazoa; Chordata; Actinopteri; Istiophoriformes; Xiphiidae. Gene Ontology annotation, cellular component: mitochondrial inner membrane.
CAGCUGAUCGCAGAUUCCUGAACGUAGCCGUUACAGUUGCUACGUCCAAAGCGCUUCAGGUUACAGCACGCGGACAGGCAGCUCGGACUCGCGCCCGCGGAUACGGGGACAGAGCACGGGCGCGCACAAUAUGGCAUCAUGGGAACGGUAGUCCGCAUUCGAGUCAAAGUGAUGCGUCGACUUCAUUGACACACUACAAUACCCAGAGGGCUAGUUGCCGCCAUACGUCAACUGCAAUUACGGUUGUAUCUCCAACAUGGCGUCGUUGGGAAGGAGGCGCGGUGUCCCAGUAAGCAGGGAGAGGGGUGUGAUGGCGGCGACAGACUGCUACAUCGUGCACGAGAUCUACAAUGGGGAGAAUGCACAGGACCAGUUUGAAUAUGAGCUGGAGCAGGCACUGGAGGCCCAGUAUAAAUACAUUGUUAUUGAGCCCACACGCAUCGGAGAUGAGACGGCCCGUUGGAUUACAGUGGGCAACUGCCUGCACAAGACGGCUGUGUUGUCAGGUGCUGCUUGCCUCUUGACGCCUCUUUCACUGCCCGCUGAAUACUCGCGCUAUGUGGCGUUGCCCGCUGGCGCUCUCAGUGUGGCCUGUGCUGCCCUCUACGGGAUUUCGUGGCAGUUUGACCCCUGCUGCAAGUACCAGGUGGAAUAUGACAGCCAAAAACUCUCGCGGCUGCCCCUGCAUACACUCACCUCCUCGACGCCCGUGGUAUUGGUACGCAGGGAUGACAUCCACAGAAAGAGACUCCAUAAUACGAUAGCACUGGCUGCCCUGGCGUAUUGCGCCAAGAAGAUCUACGAACUCUAUGCUGUAUGAGUGCACUCUGAAGAGGGUUUAAGAACCAACAGAAAAAGGAAAAAACAAACAAAAAAACAGAACCCAUCCACCCCCAGAUGUAAGAAAAGUGGAAGUCACGAUCAGGCCCAGCAGUUAGCUCCACACAUGUGGUGGGUGCUUCCAUUUUGAACUUUGAUCAGAGGGAUAUAGUUAAAACUAGAAGGAAUUGUUUUUUCCCUUACAUUUCCUUUACUUCUAUGUGACGACAACAGCACAUUUAUCUCUGUAGUACCCUUACGCCUCCUCACUUGUGCCCUCCACCUGCAUCCUUGACACACAACAAGCUAGUGCACAAGGGUACGGCAGCAGUUCCUCUGGACUGAAUCGUAUUGCAGUUGAGAUGGACAGACGUGUUUUGAGUACCAAGCUCUUUCCCCUUUCCCUCGUAGUUUUACUGUACCCCUUUCUUGCUGAUCAGUACAUCACCCUUUCAUUAAACAUUAGGAUAUUUCAAACUCUCUUUUCUGUAUUUUAUUUUACUUUUUUCAUUAAAUAUAUUCUAUAUGAUGUCCAGAAAGGAGCAAACAGCUGAAACUUAUUUGAGAUUGUGUCUUGUUCAUGUAGAUUUUCUUGUUUGAAAGAGUGCAACUAAGAUCUCGUGUGACAAUGAUGUGGCUCAAUGUCCUCGUUUGAGGAAAAUAUACUAACUUUUGGAAAGUCACAUUUCACACACGCUUCUAAUGUAUAUUACAUUAACAUCAAGCCAAACCCUUAUAAUGGAAAUUUAAAAAUAGAAACUAUUUUAAACUACAGAUAAGUAUUACACAGCAGAUUCUAAAUUCAUACUUUAUUGAUUUUGUUUAUCCAGUGGUGCUUGUUAUGAGAUGCUGUCUAGAUCAGCAGUUUUAAAACUUUGGGUGCAGGGGGAGGAAAUACUGAUAAUGAGAUGACCAAAAAUGAACAUGGAUGAAGUGAGCAAUGAGUUGUGAUAUAACAAGAGACUUGCAACAAUUGAAGAAUAAAGUGGAAUUUAGAUGUGAA